UCAACAUGGACGGCGACGAAGCGUCGUGCCCUGUCGAGCCGCCUCCGCCGCCGCCGCCAUCCCGCCACGGUUACGGUUCGGUGUACAGCGAGUACGAGUGUUGCGAGAGGGUGGUCAUCAACGUGUCGGGACUGCGCUUCGAGACCCAGACCAAGACCCUGGAGCAGUUCCCCGACACACUGCUGGGCGACCCCGGCAGGAGGAUGUGCUACUUCGACCCGCUGAGGAACGAGUACUUCUUCGACAGGAACCGACCGAGCUUCGACGCUAUCCUCUACUACUACCAAUCUGGGGGACGCCUCAAGAGGCCGGUCAACGUGCCCUUCGACAUCUUCUCCGAGGAGAUCAAGUUCUACGAGCUGGGCGACGAGGCCAUGCUCAAGUUCCGCGAGGAGGAGGGUUUCGUCAAAGACGAGGACAAGCCGCUGCCCGAAGACGAGUUCAGGCGCCAAGUCUGGCUGCUCUUCGAGUAUCCCGAGAGUUCCAGCCCGGCGAGGGGCAUCGCCAUCGUGUCGGUGCUGGUCAUCCUCAUCUCCAUCGUCAUCUUCUGCCUGGAGACACUGCCCGAAUUCCGCGACGAGCGGGACUUCUCCCCGGGCUCCAAUGCAGCGGCGGCUAACGGCACCGCCCGGGCCUCGGGGGCGUCCGCCGUCGCCACCACCUUCAGCGACCCCUUCUUCAUCGUGGAGACGGUGUGCAUCGUGUGGUUCUCCUUCGAAUUGUUGGUGCGCUUCUUCGCCUGCCCCAGCAAGCCGGGCUUCUUCAAGAACAUCAUGAACAUGAUCGACAUCGUCUCCAUCCUGCCCUACUUCAUCACCUUGGGCACCGAGCUGGCGCAAGUGCAGGGCAACGGGCAGCAGGCCAUGUCCUUCGCCAUCCUCAGGACCAUCCGCCUGGUCCGGGUGUUCCGCAUCUUCAAGCUGUCUCGCCACUCGAAGGGGCUGCAGAUCCUCGGCCAUACGCUGCGGGCCAGCAUGAGGGAGCUGGGUUUGCUCAUCUUCUUUCUGUUCAUCGGUGUCAUCUUGUUCUCCAGCGCCGUGUACUUCGCCGAGGCCGAUGACCCCAAGUCCCACUUCAGCAGCAUCCCCGACGCUUUCUGGUGGGCCGUGGUCACCAUGACUACUGUAGGUUACGGGGACAUGAAGCCCAUCACGGUGGGCGGGAAGAUCGUGGGCUCCCUUUGUGCCAUCGCCGGGGUAUUGACCAUCGCACUGCCUGUCCCUGUCAUCGUUUCCAACUUCAACUACUUCUACCACCGGGAGACCGAGAACGAGGACCAGUCUCAGGUGGUCCAGGCUAGUACCCUCCCUUACCUCCCUUCUAAUUUCUUAAAAAAGUUCCGUAGCUCUUCUUCUUUGGGCAACAAGUCCGAAUAUUUGGAGAUGGAGGAAGGCUUCAAACAAUCUCUGUGCUUGAAAAAGUCGAAAGGCAACGGCACAGAGACUGUCAAACUCAAUUCUGUAAGUCUCAAAGCAGUGGAGACAGAUGUUUGAAGCGACAACUCGUGUCCAUUUUCACCAGUGCCAGUUGACACGCCGUGUUCAUUCACUCACUGCUUCACCGGUACGCAGAAAAAAAAACAACAAAGUGAUCUAAAAAUAACGGGAGAGGUUCAGCUUUUUAUAAAUAAAGCGAAACAUCAAAGUAAAAUUGCGAUGGUUGUAUUUUGCAAACGGGCGAUUCUGAAACGGUGGCAGUUCUCUUGAAUGGAAAAGCUUUGCACUGUUAUACACUUUGGAGACAACAACAAAAAAACUUUUUGUAGUUUCUGGUGAACCAUGGAUGCCUGCUGCAGCCAGAUUCCAUACGCAGUAUACAAACAAACCUCCGAUUUUUUUAUGGGAAUGUUGCUCAUUUUGCACUGCACUUUCUUAGUGAUAUGUUGAAAUGAAUAUCAUUAGUUAUGUCCUUUUUUUAGAUAUCUAAGUGGAAUUAUACAUCAUUGUAAUCCCAAAAGUACUGUUAAACUAUUUCAGUUUUUUUUAAUAGCCUAUAGUUUACUGAAUCAUCCUGUUGGUGUUUCCCCUUAAAAUGAUCAGAACAGAUCGUUAAUUUAAAAAAGAGCCAAAGCUGAAAUAUAUUUAUUAUGUUAGAUUUAUUUAGGUAUUUUGGAUUACCCUGGGCACAGCAUUAACAUUAACUAUGUACUGCAAACUUUCUACUUGUGAGCCAAUGGACAGAGAACACUGACAGGGAAAUAAUGUAAAACCCAUGCUUGUGCUGCAGAUUUGUGUAAUUUCAGAAGCUGAUAGGGUGGAAUCAGCACAUACAUUCAAGCACCAAAAAAAAGUUUAAUGCUUCGACAGCACCAGGAAUAUCAACAGUGACUUCCUAAUUGGAGGAUUAUGAAACUGGGCUUCUGGAUAACGCAUGCACUCAUCAAUAUCGGCUGGAUUUUGGCUCUUUUAUUUAAGCAUUCAUGUAGAACCUGCUGAGAAAGAGUUACAAAGCUCCCAUGUGAAUCCCAAUUUCUCAACAAAUAGAAAGGAUGUAAAUUUAACAUUGGGCUGUGAUUAGUAAGAAGAUUACUGUUUAAACUGUCUGACGUGGCUAUUGCUUUUGGUGGAAUAACCCUGCAUACAGAUCUGCCUUUUUUUUGCUCUGCCUGUCAAAAGCUGUGAACCUUUGGAAACUUAUUGCAGUUAGUCCACUUUUAACAACUGUGAAAUAAUGUCAGUGGGAGAAAUUGCUUGACAAUCAUUGGAGCCGACUUAAUGCCACAUUCACCAAUGAAAUCACUAAGGAGUCAGCUGAAGAAUGAAGAUCAUGGGAUCAGGUUGUAAUGAUUUGAACUGCACUUUCUGAAAGUGUUUUACUGUAUCAAGUACCAACUUAAAUUAAGCUGCAAGUAUCGAGCCUCCCUUCUGUUGAGGAUAAAUGCAGUGAGUUGCUGCUACAUUUUCAACUUUAAUCAGCUAAAGUAUUUCAAUUGCACUCCAAGAACAAGUAGUAAUCAAAGAAGUGAACAUUUAUGUUUGCAUACAUAUUGAAUGACGGCUUUGGGGGUUUUCUGUCUGAAAAGCAAGAUUUCUAAAACAAUAUGAGCACCGAAUACAGUCUGUCAUCCUGAAAGGUAUUUGUUUUGGGAUAUGAACUGCGAAUUAUUGAUCUUCCUCUGAACUAGAUAUUCCAAAUGAUGGAGCAGCGAACUGAGAAUGAAGUUCAAAGUGAACAUGAUUAUAGACAUUGUGUGUACCUAUAAUGUAAUUCAAGAAGGUUCAUGACCAUUCCUUGGAGUCUACAUAACAGACUUUAACUGUAACAGUUUGAAAACGGAAUUUGUGGUGAUUUUAGAAUUUUAGAAUUUUAUAAUUCUAAUCAGUGUCAUAAUACAAAAUCACAAGGGAUACAGACAAAACUGAAAGUUCAACAGUAAUGAAAAUCCAACUGAAUAAUGAGGCAGAUGGAUUCUGCAGGAUCCAAGGAAUCUAAUGAACUUCAAUGCAGUAAUACAAUCAACUUGAAUUGGGAAAAUACAAGUCUGCUAUCAGCAUCUAGAUUACAGCGAAAAGAAACAUCAACAGACACACAACAAAGGAGGAAUUUGCACAUUACAAACCUGAUUUAAAUGACUAAAGUGAUUAGUGUGGUAUAAAUUGCUUUCAGAAGAAUGUACUUGUUGAAUAGGUAGUAUAAAAAAUACAAGUAAGUUAUUAAAACAAAAGAAUAGGUUUUAACUUUGGGCACUGUUAUAAACUUGGUGGUUGCGACCCCAAAUGCUUUUUACCCCAUUUAUUCCAAGGUUUCAUCUUUCACCAUUUCAUGCACGGCAGCUGGUCUGUCCAUUAGCUUCAGGUGGUAAGUCCCUUUAAAUAUGCAAACUUUGAGUCUAUAAAUCAAAAAAAACUGCAGAUGCUGGAAAUCUGAAAGAAAAACAUAAAAUAUUCUGCAAGCAAGGCAGCAUCUGAGGAGAGAAACAGAGUCAAUGUUUCAGCACAGUGAUGUCAAAUUUUCUGCUUUUAUUUCCUGAUUGAAAAGAGAUCACUACUUGCAAUUUUGAUAGCACCAGCCAGUUUUAUUAGUACAUGCAUCAGAAAAGACACACAAAUGUAAGUUACCAAUAUUUUUUGUGUAACUAGAAUAAGCAGUGGAGAUCUAUCUUACUCCACAAUAAUAAUGUGGGCUUUUGUCGGCCUAGGUCCUCCUUGCACCAUAAUAUCCAGGUCUAGAUUCUGGCUGGCUGGAUUUAACGCCUGCAGCUCUCUGGCACUAUUUAAUGAGGUCCUCAUUUUAAAAUGCAACAGGUCUCCCAUUGAUGACAUCAGCUGGCAGGCAGACACCACUGAUUAACCAUCUGAAAGUUGAAAUCUAUCCCAGAAUUGAUCAAAUCAACUCACUGUGUAUUACAUUUAUGCAUGCAUUCCAUGACUAAAGCAGAUAUAUAUAGAUAUAAUGAUGUAAACAUGUUACAUUUGUUGGUAGAAUUAAAAGUUAUGGGUACGAAGUGAAGGAAGUUACAAGUUCCAGCUGUACACAUUGUAGAUGUAUUAUAUUGCAAUGACAACUUGUUUUAUAUUUUCUAUAUAGUUAUGGAAUGUUUGUUUCUGUAGUCUUACAGACUUUCCUAACUGAUAUAUGUUAAUAAACAUUCUAAAGUUAAAAAUUAUGCUAACUAAUGUUUGUAAAUCUACAGUCACACUUCAGAAGUAAAUGUUUUGUAAUAUUGAUUGACCAUUUCUAAAUCGGUCAGUUCAUAAUAUCAAAGAUUGCAGCAAAGAUGAAUUCAAAGAUAUUUUAAAAGUGAUAAAUAUAUUUAUGCAUUGCUUUAAAACUGUGAUUUUUCAGAAAGAAAUUAUCU
This is a messenger RNA of Mobula hypostoma (lesser devil ray), 4798 nucleotides long. Its product is annotated as potassium voltage-gated channel subfamily A member 4-like. The coding region runs from base 6 to 1493 and encodes 495 amino acids. Gene Ontology annotation, molecular function: delayed rectifier potassium channel activity; protein binding. Gene Ontology annotation, cellular component: membrane; dendritic spine; axon. Lineage: Eukaryota; Metazoa; Chordata; Chondrichthyes; Myliobatiformes; Myliobatidae. The record is from RefSeq and is a predicted model, not a curated record. Gene Ontology annotation, biological process: protein homooligomerization; potassium ion transmembrane transport. The transcript has 3 exons.